Prunus armeniaca (apricot) is the source of this 2571-nucleotide messenger RNA. NCBI's taxonomy places the organism in Eukaryota, Viridiplantae, Streptophyta, Magnoliopsida, Rosales, Rosaceae. The record is from the annotation of a GenBank genome assembly.
AUGGCAGUUGCUAGACCACUAGACUUCUACUCGGUUCAUACUUACGGUCAUGGCCUGCACCAGCACAACCCGUUAAGACCAUCCGAGGCAUUACAGUACAAGCUCAGGGGUGCAAGUAAGCCUUGCCUGGUAUCUUUUAGCUCCAAGUUUCAUACUUUUUGUUCUAAAGUACAAUUCCUGCAAAACCCAUCUCGGAAAUCAAUUUUGGGAUGCGGGCUUUCGAGGGAUUCUUCCCAAGACGAAGUUUUGUCGGCUGGUCAGCUGAUUAAGGAGUAUGUGGAGGAUGGGAAUUGCGAAGAUGCAAUAACGAUUUAUGUUAAAAUGCUUGAAUUUGGUUUGCCUGUUGAGGAAUUUCGAUUCUUUCCCUGUUUGAUUAAGGCCUUUGGGGGGCUUUCUGAUGUAGGCAAGGCUAGGGAGAUUCAUGGGCAUGUGUUGAAAUUAGGAGUUUUAGAUGAUGUUUAUGAUGUCAAUUCUCUUUUGGGUGUUUAUUGGAAAUGCGGAGCAAUUGAGGAUGCAGUUCAGAUGUUUGAGAAAAUGUGUAAGAGGGAUUUGGUUUCAUGGAAUACAAUGAUAUCUGGCCUCUGUCAUUCGGGAGAUUACAUGGGUUCGUUGAGAAUGUUUAGUCGAAUGAUACAUGAUCACUGGGUGUUACCGAAUCGGGUAGCUUGCCUUUCAGCUCUCACGUCCUGCUCUUCAGUUCAGUCUUUAGUUCAUGGAAGAGAACUUCAUGGGUUUGUUGUGAAAAGGGAGAUAGAUACUGAUCAGUUCUUGGUUAGUGGGUUAAUCGAUAUGUACAUGAAAUGUGGGGAUGUGAAGAAUGCGGAAUAUGUUUUUAGGAGCAUUAUUAAUGAAGAGUCGAUCAGAGGGAAUCCAGUUAUAUGGAAUGUGAUGAUCUCGGGUUAUGUCUCUAAUGGGUGUUUGUCACACGCAGUGGAGGUUUUCCUAGAGAUGUUGUCAAUUGGGUUGUCACCAGAUACUUCCACAAUGGUUGCCGUUAUAGUUUUGUGCUCUCAGAUGUUGGAUUUAGCAUUCGGAAGGCAAAUGCAUAAAUUCUGUUUUGGCAUUCAAUUGAACAAUGAUGCUAGAGUUGAAACUGCUCUCAUGGACAUGUAUUUUAAAUGCGGUGAUAGUAAGGCUGGUCUUGAAAUCUUCCAAAGAUCUCUAAAUCGUAACGUGGUCAUGUGGGGAGCUAUCAUCUCAAAUUUUGCUCAAAGUAGUCAUCCUGAUGAGGCGUUGAACCUGUUCCAUAACUAUAUAUUAGUAUAUGGGUUUGUCGAUUCUGUCAUAAUCUUGGCUGUUCUACGAGCCUGUUCUUCCUUGACUGCUAAGACUAGAGGCGUGGAAAUCCAUGGACUAGUAGUAAAAUUGGGGUUUGAUUCAGAUGUUUUUGUUGGUGGUGCCUUGGUUGAUAUGUAUGCUAAAUGCAAAGACAUCGAGUCAGCUCAAAAAGUCUUUUAUAGACUACCAGCUAGAGAUUUGGUAUCAUGGAAUGCCUUGAUAUCUGGAUAUACUCAGAAUGAGUGUCUAGAUGAAGCUUUAAAGGCGUUCCUUGACAUGCAAUUUGAAAAAGUUAGACCCAAUGCUGUGACAAUUGCAAGUAUUCUGUCAGUUUGUGCUCAGUUGUCAGGCAUGAUGUUGUGCAAGGAGGUUCAUGGUUACCUUUUACGAAAAGACUUUGAGUCCAAUAUUCUUGUGAGCAAUUCUCUAAUAACUACUUAUGCAAAAUGUGGAGACAUAAGUAGCUCAUGGGCUAUAUUUGAGAAAAUGCCUGAAAGAAAUGAAGUAUCAUGGAAUUCAAUUCUUUUGGGGUUAGGAAUGCAUGGCCAUGCGGAUGAAACAUUUGGUUUAUUUGAAAGAAUGGAAGCAGCAGGAAUGAAGUCUGACCAUGCCACUUUUACAGCUCUAUUGUCUGCAUGCAGUCAUGCAGGGAGGGUUGAAGAGGGAUUGAAAUAUUUUAAACGUAUGGUUCAAGAUUACAAAAUUGAACCUCAACUUGAACAGUACACCUGCAUGGUUGAUCUUUUAGGCCGAGCUGGGCAUCUUAGCCAUGCAUAUGAUAUUAUUUUGACAAUGCCCUGUGUCCCAGAUGAUCGUAUAUGGGGAUCAUUGCUCGGAUCAUGCAAAAUUCAUGGUGAUGAAAGACUGGCAGAAAUUGUAGCUGAUCAUAUCUUUGAACUUGAUCCUACUAGUAUCGGUUACCGUACCCUUCUUGCAAACUUGUAUGAAGAUUAUGGGAAAUGGAAUGAAGUUACUAGGAUUAGAUCAGAUAUCAGAGGCAUGGGACUCAAGAAGACGCCUGGCUGUAGUUGGAUUGAAGUGGAUAGUAAUGUUCACAUAUUUACUGCAGGUGAUCACUCUCAUAAUCAGUCCGACGAGAUAUAUACAAUAAUUGAAAGUUUAACAAGUGAAAUAAAGAAGGCAGGAUAUAUUCCUCAACCAUUGACUGUAAGUGUUGGGCUUGAUGAGGUUAGUAAUGAAAAUCUUAUAUCAUUUAAAGACGACAAUCUGCUGUAUUCAGUGGCAAGUAGAAAGAAUAACCAAAAAGUUUCAACGGAAAUGAUGAUCGGAUGA